Lotus japonicus is the source of this 692-nucleotide messenger RNA. RefSeq lists its product as uncharacterized. Lineage: Eukaryota; Viridiplantae; Streptophyta; Magnoliopsida; Fabales; Fabaceae. The transcript is spliced from 2 exons. Bases 24 to 581 code for a protein of 185 amino acids. The record is from RefSeq and is a predicted model, not a curated record.
AUGUUGUUAAGUCUCAAAUCUUGAUGUCAAAUCCUCUUCCACCGAUUGCUAAGGUUGUAUCUUUGGCUAUGCAACAUGAAAGGCAGUCAGUGUCAGAAGAGAGUGAAGAGUCCAAGAUUUUGGUUAAUAUGGCUGAAGGAAAGAAGUCAUAUGGAAAGGGGAAAGCUUCAAGCUCCGGUUCCAGUUCUGGCUAUAAGAACACUGGGAAAUAUUGUACACACUGCAAGAAACCUGGACACACAGUGGAAAUUUGCUACAAACUUCAUGGUUAUCCUAAUACUUUUAAGCCUAAACCUGCUUCUAAUAAUGUUAGCCAUGCUAACAAUGUUGCAGGAGGUUUUGAUUCAGAGGAUGAUGAAGGUGAAACUAUUGUUUCACAGCAAAGAACUGAAGACUUGUUUACAGCUGAUCAGUACAAACAAAUCAUGGCUAUGAUUCAGCAAGCUACUGCAGUUUCAGCUUCACAGAAGCAUUCGGAAUCAGGGAAAGCUUUUGUCAAUCAUGUGACAAAAUCAGCAGUUUUUGGGGCAGAGGUCUCAGGCAAUGGACGUUCAAACCAAGAAGAAGAUUGGUUUGGGUAGCUUAAAGGAAGAUGACCUUUAUCAUUUAGUUGUCACUAGCCCUUCUAGUACUUGUUUUACUGUACAAAAUGUAGUUAAUGAAAUAAGUGAUUCAGGACAGAUUAUUCCACC